Messenger RNA from Lottia gigantea (owl limpet), 222 nucleotides. RefSeq lists its product as hypothetical. The record is from RefSeq and is a predicted model, not a curated record. Lineage: Eukaryota; Metazoa; Mollusca; Gastropoda; Lottiidae. The annotation marks the transcript as partial. The transcript has a single exon.
GAUGUAAAAUGUAGUGGUAACUGGAUGUGGCCAGCUAAAUUACCAGGAGAGGGAGUAAAUCUAUAUAUAGCUUGCCAGGCAAUGUGUCAGGUGAUGAAGGAGCUCGGUAUAGCUGUGGAUGGUGGAAAAGAUUCAUUGAGUAUGGCAGCUAGAGUUGGUGGGGAAACCAUUAAAGCACCAGGUAGGAUUUCUUAUUCUGAUCUAUACCAAGUUCCUAGCUAA